Messenger RNA from Malassezia globosa CBS 7966, 1776 nucleotides. RefSeq lists its product as uncharacterized. The transcript has a single exon. The record is from RefSeq and is a predicted model, not a curated record. Bases 1 to 1776 code for a protein of 591 amino acids. Lineage: Eukaryota; Fungi; Basidiomycota; Malasseziomycetes; Malasseziales; Malasseziaceae.
AUGGAGCUGUGGCGGCCCGCCACGUUAGGGCAUCGCUCGGUCCCUAUUGUUUGGGCAUCGUAUCCUGGAAAAGAGUACAGUUCCAAGAUCUUGGGUGAUCUGCAUAAGACGCCAGCGAGUGUCCAAGUGUAUAAUGCUUACAUGUAUGACAAACUGCGAGAACGAAGCAACGACUGCGGGUUGGGACUCGCUCAAUUUUCCCAUCACAAUCAGCAACGCCGUCUACUUCGCGCAAAAUCGGAUUGCUGCUUGAGUUUGCGAAAGUAUGCAGAUUUCCGAAUGGAACAAGAAAAAGGCUUGGACGACAGAAUCCAGAAUGCCACUGAUGUCUCGAAACUGUGCUGGGAAGCGAGUAUGGCUCAUGCUGCACAGCAGUACGUGCUGGCAGCCGUCUUACUGCGCCGCGCAUCAGAACUCGACUCCGCAGAUGCUUGUGGUACGUUGUCGAAAAUGUUCGGUUUUGGAAUAUGCCAAUCGAAUGUGCUUCUCUUUGAACGGGACACGCUGCGGGGCAUCGCGUGGGCCAUCCGCGCUCUACAGUUACUUGUUUUCGAUAUGGAGAGAUGCGCAACGGAUCAGUCUUUGCAGCUUUUAAAUCAUAUGCUGCACCUGCUUUGCACAUUGAUGUGUGCACCGGAGUCACUGCAGUCUGUCCAGGUGCACGAUGCCCGCGCCGAUGUAUCUAUGCCGCUUCUACUCCUAUUCCCUCGUUCGUGUGAGCUACUGCAUCCAGAUGCCCGCUUAAAGAACACGAUACCCAACGAGCUCACGCGAGAGUCAUUUUGGACUGCAUUACGAGACGUGCUUUGCAAAGUCAAAGCGAUCCCCUCUUUGUAUACCAAUGCGGAACCAGCUGACAGUGUGUCUACUGAACAGCACAUCUCGCACGUGCUUGCCCAUACACUGUUUCUUGAGUCGUUUCUUUUAAUGCGGAUGGCUGUUCUUGAAAGAGAGAGCGCCUACUUACACGAAACGUAUCAUACAUGCACGCAAUAUUUGCUCAGCACACGUCAAGAGCGCGAACUCGACACAUUCGCCCAAUUGCGAUCUGUGGCAUCUGAGAUCCAGCAAUGGGCAGCGCCAGAUGUCGAGCGAAUACCAAAUACUAUAUUUGACGGAGCAGACUUUUUAGCCAUGAGACAUCGUGUGUCUAAUAUCUUUGUGUUCACAUCCAGGCCUCUUAAGGAAAAAUCCCCCGAUGUUUUGGAUGGUCGCACGAACCAGCCUCGAUUGAAAGAGAAGCAAGAGCCCCGGGCUUUCCGUACACCCGGUACGGUCAAUGCAUUGGAGACGACCCUGCAAUAUAUUCCACGCCUCACACCGUCGAAUGUUUCUUCUGCUGCUUCCAAAGAUCAUGCCUUGAGUCACAAGACACAGCGCUAUUCUGGCAUUACUACGUCCAAGUUGCGGGACGUGUCGACUGGAAUGAGCCGACGUUCCGUCUCAGCCGACCACGCCAAAAUCCAACAGCACUCUGGCAAGACUAUGACUGCAGAUGAUGUUUCUUAUUUAUGUCGCAUGGACGAGCCCUUACAACCUCGCCUUCGUCGGCGUCCAUCAAGUAUUGUUUCUGUGACGCCUUCGCACACGUGCUCCACGAACGGGUCUGCUGGGACCCCUGCACCCACUACAGCAGAUACAACGCCGAUUUCUUUGCACUUGCGAACGGUAUCUCCAACGCUCACGCCUCCUCUCACGGACUCGGCUCAUCUCCGUAUGAAGUUACGACGGCAAUCAUCGCAGGCCUCUCUCCGACAGAAAGCAGGACUUAAGUAG